GGGGUGGAAAUGCUCUUCCGUGACCCGCAAUUAUUGGUGACUAUUGCCUGUCCAUAACAGGAAAAGCGGUUACGGAUUGGCUGAGACGAAGUAGUAGGGCGGAAAAGUGGGUAUAGCUGCCUGCACGCACGCCUGGUGCGUGCGCGGCGACGGCGGCGGCAGGCAGUGGCAGUCAUGGCGGCUCAGUGCGUGAGGCUGGCGCGGCGCAGUCUUCCGGCUCUGGCGUUGUCUCUCAGGCCAUCUCCCCGGUUGUUGUGCACAGCCACGAAACAAAAGAACAGUGGCCAGAACCUGGAAGAGGACGUGGGUCAGAGUGAACAGAAGGCAGAUCCUCCUGCUACAGAGAAGACCCUCCUGGAAGAGAAGGUUAAGUUGGAGGAGCAGCUGAAGGAGACUGUGGAAAAAUAUAAACGAGCUUUGGCAGACACUGAGAACUUGCGGCAGAGGAGCCAGAAAUUGGUAGAGGAGGCAAAAUUAUAUGGCAUUCAAGCCUUCUGCAAGGACUUGUUGGAGGUGGCAGACGUUCUGGAGAAGGCAACACAGUGUGUUCCUAAAGAAGAAAUUAAAGACGAUAACCCUCACCUGAAGAACCUCUAUGAGGGGCUGGUCAUGACUGAAGUCCAGAUCCAGAAGGUGUUCACAAAGCAUGGCUUGCUCAGAUUGAACCCUGUCGGAGCCAAGUUCGACCCGUAUGAACAUGAGGCCUUGUUCCACACGCCCGUUGAGGGGAAGGAGCCGGGCACAGUGGCCCUAGUUAGCAAAGUGGGGUACAAGCUGCAUGGGCGCACUCUGAGACCCGCCCUGGUGGGGGUGGUGAAGGAAGCUUAGCUGCUAUUGAUGGGGUGGGUGUUUUUAAACUCACUUGCUGUAACUCUUAAGGCUGGUUCAUUGUUUCUCAUCUUUGAGUACAUGUGACCUUUUCCCAAACCUUAUUGGAAACCUUAAGUAACCAGUGGCUAAACAGAAAAGGAAGCGGGUUGCAUAACUGCAUUAAUGAACUGUAAUUCGGGAGUCUGUUCCCUUUUAGUGCCACACGUUUAAUAGUUCCACAUACUUAGAAGAGCUCAGCGGGGCUCUGCCAGGUCUCCUGAGCAUCAUGAGUAAUGUGUCUGCUCAGACUCUGCUGACACCAAAGUAUUUUAAACAAAUAAAAGGUCUUGGGGAAUUCUGUUUGGCUACCUGGACGCGCCAGUCUGCACCGUGUGUCCCUGCAGCUCACUGCGGCUCAUGAGUGACUGGCAUAUUUAGCCCAUCACAUUUCAUUCGCUGAAGGAAAGGCAAGAGUUGAAACAUUUUCCAUACAAAAAAUUAUCUUUGUGAAGAACAUAGUGAGUUCGUUUGUCAUCAGUCAACAGCGGCUGAAAAUGGGCGUGGGCACUGACAAUUCUCAGCACCAUUAUGUGGCCAGGAAUUUGAGCUUGGCUUCGCAAAGGUCCUUUUACCCUGUUCUGUUCAUCUAAAUGCAGACAUAUUUAAAUCAUAUUCAACUAGUUACUAAUGACCUCAAGGUGUAUACCCUGGCAAAAUGGACUUUCUCAAAAUAGGACUGCACGCUUGGUAUACUUUAAAUGUUAAUGUUUAAUUUAAAAAUUUUAUUUAAGAGGAUUAAAGCCCUAAUGUUUAUUUUCCUACUUUCUGAUAACAA
Molecule: messenger RNA, 1645 nt
Organism: Chlorocebus sabaeus (green monkey)
Lineage: Eukaryota; Metazoa; Chordata; Mammalia; Primates; Cercopithecidae
Gene: GRPEL1
Product: GrpE like 1, mitochondrial
Biological process (GO): protein folding; protein import into mitochondrial matrix
Cellular component (GO): PAM complex, Tim23 associated import motor
Molecular function (GO): protein-folding chaperone binding; adenyl-nucleotide exchange factor activity; protein homodimerization activity
Source: RefSeq, a predicted model, not a curated record